AUGAUAUUAAAUACCGUCAGCCUAUUGCUUUUUCUAGCCAGUCUGGCUUGGGGGCAAUCAAUAAAAAUAAGGAUACCUGUGUGGGAUGCUUCCACUUUGUUUACACGGCUCACAGGAAUUAGUAUCAACUCAGGAAACAAUAAUAGCCCAAGUACAUCAAAUAAUAAUCAGCAGGAUAACGACUACAAUAAUUAUCUGAACGACUAUUACAACAAUUAUUGGGCAAACGCAUACCAGAAUCAAGCACCCUACAAACCCAACAACGGCGUCUACAACUACAACUGUAAGCCCAACAACGUCUACAGCGCUACCUGCAUCCACUACGACAGAAUCAACCACAACAACUACUACAAGCCCGUCAACGGAGUCCACAACUACAACUGUGAGCCCAACAACAUCUACUGCGCUACCAGCAUCCUCUACCACAGAUUCAACCACUACAAACCCAACAACGGAGUCUACAACUACAACUCAUCCUCUACGACAGAUUCAACCACUACAAGCCCAACAACUGAGUCUACAACUACAACUGUAAGCCCAACAACGUCUACAGCGCUACCUGCAUCCACUACGACAGAAUCAACCACAACAACUACUACAAGCCCGUCAACGGAGUCCACAACUACAACUGUGAGCCCAACAACAUCUACUGCGCUACCAGCAUCCUCUACCACAGAUUCAACCACUACAAACCCAACAACGGAGUCUACAACUACAACUGUGAGCCCAACAACGUCUACAGCGCUACCUGCAUCCACUACGACAGAUUCAACCACAACAACUACUACAAACCCGUCAACGGAGUCCACAACUACAACUGUGAGCCCAACAACGUCUACUGCCCCAACAACAUCUACUGCGCUACCAGCAUCCUCUACGACAGAUUCAACCACUACAAGCCCAACAACGGAGUCCACAACUACAACUGUGAGCCCAACAACGUCUACAGCGCUACCUGCAUCCACUACGACAGAUUCAACCACAACAACUACUACAAACCCGUCAACGGACUCCACAACUACAACUGUGCGCCCAACAACGUCUACUGCGCUACCUGCAUCCACUACGACAGAUUCAACCACAACAACUACUACAAGCCCGUCAACGGAGUCCACAACUACAACUGUGAGCCCAACAACAUCUACUGCGCUACCAGCAUCCUCUACGACAGAUUCAACCACUACAAGCCCAACAACGGAGUCUACAACUACAACUGUAAGCCCAACAACGUCUACAGCGCUACCUGCAUCCACUACGACAGAAUCAAGCACAACAACUACUACAAGCCCGUCAACGGAGUCCACAACUACAACUGUGAGCCCAACAACAUCUACUGCGCUACCAGCAUCCUCUACCACAGAUUCAACCACUACAAACCCAACAACGGAGUCUACAACUACAACUGUGAGCCCAACAACGUCUACAGCGCUACCUGCAUCCACUACGACAGAUUCAACCACAACAACUACUACAAACCCGUCAACGGAGUCCACAACUACAACUGUGAGCCCAACAACGUCUACUGCGCUACCUGCAUCCCCUACGACAGAUUCAACCACUACAAACCCAACAACGGAGUCUACAACUACAACUGUGAGCCCAACAACAUCUACUGCGCUACCAGCAUCCUCUACGACAGAUUCAACCACUACAAGCCCAACAACGGAGUUCACAACUACAACUGUGAGCCCAACAACGUCUACAGCGCUACCUGCAUCCACUACGACAGAUUCAACCACAACAACUACUACAAACCCGUCAACGGAGUCCACAACUGCAACUGUGCGCCCAACAACGUCUACUGCGCUACCUGCAUCCACUACGACAGAUUCAACCACAACAACUACUACAAGCCCGUCAACGGAGUCCACAACUACAACUGUGAGCCCAACAUCUACUGCGUUACCUGCAUCCACUACGACAGAUUCAACCACUACAAACCCACCAACGGAGUCUACAACUACAACUGUGAGCCCAACAACAUCUACUGCGCUACCAGCAUCCUCUACGACAGAUUCAACCACUACAAGCCCAACAACGGAGUCCACAACUACAACUGUGAGUCCAACAACGUCUACAGCGCUACCUGCAUCCACUACGACAGAUUCAACCACAACAACUACUACAAGCCCGUCAACGGAGUCCACAACUACAACUGUGAGCCCAACAUCUACUGCGUUACCUGCAUCCACUACGACAGAUUCAACCACUACAAACCCAACAACGGAGUCUACAACAACAACUGUGAGCCCAACAACAUCUACUGCGCUACCAGCAUCCUCUACGACAGAUUCAACCACUACAAGCCCAACAACGGAGUCCACAACUACAACUGUAAGCCCAACAACGUCUACAGCGCUACCUGCAUCCACUACGACAGAUUCAACCACAACAACGACUACAAGCCCGUCAACGGAGUCAACAACUACAACUGUGAGCCCAACAACAUCUACUGCGCUACCAGCAUCCUCUACCACAGAUUCAACCACUACAAACCCAACAACGGAGUCUACAACUACAACUGUGAGCCCAACAACAUCUACUGCGCUACCAGCAUCCUCUACGACAGAUUCAACCACUACAAGCCCAACAACGGAGUCCACAACUACAACUGUGAGUCCAACAACGUCUACAGCGCUACCUGCAUCCACUACGACAGAUUCAACCACAACAACUACUACAAACCCGUCAACGGAGUCCACAACUACAACUGUGAGCCCAACAACGUCUACUGCGCUACCUGCAUCCACUACGACAGAUUCAACCACUACAAACCCAACAACGGAGUCUACAACUACAACUGUGAGCCCAACAACAUCUACUGCGCUACCAGCAUCCUCUACGACAGAUUCAACCACUACAAGCCCAACAACGGAGUCCACAACUACAACUGUGAGCCCAACAACGUCUACAGCGCUACCUGCAUCCACUACGACAGAUUCAACCACAACAACUACUACAAACCCGUCAACGGACUCCACAACUACAACUGUGCGCCCAACAACGUCUACUGCGCUACCUGCUUCCACUACGACAGAUUCAACCACAACAACUACUACAAGCCCGUCAACGGAGUCCACAACUACAACUGUGAGCCCAACAUCUACUGCGUUACCUGCAUCCACUACGACAGAUUCAACCACUACAAACCCAACAACGGAGUCUACAACUACAACUGUGAGCCCAACAACAUCUACAGCGCUACCUGCAUCCACUGCGACAGAAUCAACCACAACAACUACUACAAGCUCCCCAACAACGUCUACAGCGCUACCUGCAUCCACUACGACAGAUUCAACCACAACAACUACUACAAACCCGUCAACGGACUCCACAACUACAACUGUGAGCCCAACAACCCCAACAACGGAGUCCACCACUAUAACUGUGAGCCCAACAUCUACUGCGUUACCUGCAUCCACUACGACAGAUUCAACCACAACAACUACUACAAGCCCGUCAACGGACCCAACAACGUCUACAGCGCUACCUGCAUCCACUACGACAGAUUCAACCACAACAACUACUACAAACCCAUUCAACCACAACAACUACUACAAACCCGUCAACGGAGUCCACAACUACAACUGUGAGCCCAACAUCUACUGCGUUACCUGCAUCCACUACGACAGAUUCAACCACUACAAACCCAACAACGGAGUCUACAACUACAACUGUGAGCCCAACAACAUCUACAGCGCUACCUGCAUCCACUGCGACAGAAUCAACCACAACAACUACUACAAGCCCGUCAACGGAGUCCAAAACUACAACUGUGAGCCCAACAACAUCUACUGCGUUACCUGCAUCCACUACGACAGAGUCAACCACAAAAACUACUACAAACCCGUCAACGGAGUCCACAACUACAAUUGUGAGCCCAACAACGUCUACUGCGUUACCUGCAUCCACUACGACAGAUUCAACCACAACAACUACUACAAGCCCGUCAACGGAGUCCACAACUACAACUUCCACAACUACAACUGUGAGCCCAACAACGUCUACAGCGCUACCUGCAUCCACUACGACAGAUUCAACCACAACAAAUACUACAAACCCGUCAACGGAGUCCACAAUUACAACUGUGAGCCCAACAACGUCUACUGCGCUACCUGCAUCCACUACGACAGAUUCAACCACUACAAACCCAACAACGGAGUCUACAACUACAACUGUGAGCCCAACAACAUCUACUGCGCUACCAGCAUCCUCUACGACAGAUUCAACCACUACAAGCCCAACAACGGAGUCCACAACUACAACUGUGAGCCCGACAACGUCUACAGCGCUACCUGCAUCCACUACGACAGAUUCAACCACAACAACUACUACAAACCCGUUAACGGAGUCCACAACUACAACUGUAAGCCCAACAAUGUCUACUGCGCUACCUGCAUCCACUACGACAGAUUCAAACACAAUAACCACUACAAUCCCUACAAUGCAAUCCACAACCACAACUGUGAGCCCAACAACAUCUACUGCGCUCCCAGCAUCCACUACGACAGAUUCAACAGCAACAACUACUACAAGCCCGUCAACGGAGUCCACAACUACAACUGUGAGCCCAACAUCUACUGCGUUACCUGCAUCCACUACGACAGAUUCAACCACUACAAACCCAACAAAGGAGUCUACAACUACAACUGUGAGCCCAACAACAUCUACAGCGCUACCUGCAUCCACUGCGACAUAUUCAACCACAACAACUACUACAAGCCCGUCAACGGAGUCCACAACUACAACUGUGAGCCCAACAACGUCUACUGCGUUACCUGCAUCCACUACGACAGAUACAACCACAACAACUACCACAAGCCCGUCAACGGAGUCCACAACUACAACUGUGAGCCCAACAACAUCUACUGCGCUUCCUGCAUCCGCUACGACAGAGUCAACCACAACAACUACUACAAACCCAACAACGGAGACCACAACUACAACUGUGAGCCCAACAACUUCUACUACGCUUCCUGCAUCCGCUACGACAGAACCACAACUACAACUGUGAGCCCAACAACAUCUACUACGCUUCCAGCAUCCACUACGAAUGAUUCAACCACAACAACUACUUCAACGCCGACAACGGAGUCAACAACUACAACUGUGAGCCCAACAACAUCUACUGCGCUUCCUUCCACAACUACAACUGUGACCCCACCAACAUCUACUGCGCUACCUGCAUCCACUACGACAGAUUCAACCAAAACAACCACUACAAGCCCAACAACGGAGUCCACAACUACAACUGUGAGCCCAACAACAUCUACUUCGCUACCUGCAUCCACUGCAACAGAUUCAACCACAACAUCCAGUACAAUUUGCCUAAAUUUUCCUCAACUUCCAAUUUGUCAAUCCGCUACGACGACGGUGAGCGCAACAACAUCUACAGCGCUUCCUGCAUCCACUAUCACAGGUUCAACAACAACAUCCACUACAAGCCCAACAACCGAGUCCACAACUACAACUGUGAGCCCAACAACAUCUACUGCCCUUCCUGCAUCCACUAUUACAGAUUCAACCACAACAACUACUAAAAACCCAACAACGGAAUCCACAACUACAACUGUGAGCCCAAUAACAUCUACUGCGCUUCCUGCACCCACUUCCACAGAUUCAACCACAACAACUUUUACAAACCCAACAACGGAGUCCACAACGACAACUGUCAGCCCAACAACAUCUACUACGCUAGCUGCAUCCACUACGACAGAUUCAACCACUACAAACCCAACAACGGAGUCCACAACUACAACUGUGACCCCAACAACAUCUACUGCGCUACCUGCAUCCACUACGACAGAUUCAACCACAACAACCACUACAAACCCAACAACGGAAUCCACAACUACAACUUACAAUUUGCCUAAAUUUUCCUCAACUUCCAAUUUGUCAAUCCGCUACGACGACGUUGAGCGCAACAACAUCUACAGCGCUUCCUGCAUCCACUAUCACAGGUUCAACAACAACAUCCACUACAAGCCCAACAAAAGAUUCCGCAACGACAACUGUGAGCCCAACAACAUCCACUGCGCUUCCUGCUUCCACUACGACAGAUUCAACCACAACAGCUACUACAAACCCAACAACGGAGUCCACAACGACAACUGUGAGCCCAACAACAUCUACUACGCUACCUGCAUCCACUACGACAGAUUCAACCACAAACCCAACAACGGAGUCCACAACUACAACUGUGACCCCACCAACAUCCACUGCGCUUCCUGCAUCCACUACGACAGAGUCAACCACAACAACCACUACAAACCCAACAACGGAAUCCACAACUACAACUGUGAGCCCAACAACAUCUACUGCGUUACCUGCAUCCACUACCACAGAUUCAACCACAACAAGCACUACAAACCCAACAACGGAGUCCACAACUACAACUGGGAGCCCAACAACAUCCACUGCGCUUCCUGCAUCCACUACGACAGAUUCAACCACAACAACUACUACAAACCCAACAACCGAGUCUACAACUACAACUGUGAGCCCAACAACAUCUACAGCGCUUCCUGCAUCCACUAUCACAGAUUCAACAACAACAUCCACUACAAGCCCAACAACAGAUUCCGCAACGACAACUUUGAGCCCAAAAACAUCCACUGCGCUUCCUGCAUCCACUAUCACAGAUUCAACAACAACAUCCACUACAAGCCCAAUAACAGAUUCCACAACGACAACUGUGAGCCCAACAACUUCUACUGCGCUUCCCGCAUCCACUACGACAGAUUCAACCACUACAAACCCAACAACGGAGUCUACAACAACAUCUACGCUAGCUGCAUCCACUACCACAGAUUCAACCACAGCAACCACUACAGACCCAACUACGGAGUCUACAACUACAACUGUGAGCCCAACAACAUCUACUGCGCUGCCUGCAUCCACUAUCACAGAUUCAAUAACAACAUUCACUACAAGCCCAACACCAGAUUUCGCAACGACAACUGUGAGCCCAACAACUUCUACUGCCCUUCCUCCAUCCAGGACGGCAGAUUCAACCACUACAAUUUGCUUAAGUUUUCCUCAACUUCCAAUUUGUCAAUCUCCUAA
Messenger RNA from Drosophila rhopaloa, 7065 nucleotides. RefSeq names its product mucin-2. The coding region runs from base 1 to 7065 and encodes 2354 amino acids. NCBI's taxonomy places the organism in Eukaryota, Metazoa, Arthropoda, Insecta, Diptera, Drosophilidae. The record is from RefSeq and is a predicted model, not a curated record. The transcript has 12 exons.